Molecule: messenger RNA, 1035 nt
Organism: Entamoeba invadens IP1
Lineage: Eukaryota; Evosea; Mastigamoebida; Endamoebidae
Exons: 1
Coding region: 1-1035 (344 amino acids)
Biological process (GO): RNA (guanine-N7)-methylation
Cellular component (GO): cytosol; nucleus; tRNA methyltransferase complex
Molecular function (GO): tRNA (guanine(46)-N7)-methyltransferase activity; protein binding
Source: RefSeq, a predicted model, not a curated record
AUGUUGAGGGUAUCAAAAGAUAAAGUCUUUGUCAUAUACAAGAACACUGUACAAAUUUACUCUUCAGAGCUGGAGAAAGUGGGCCAUGUAGUAUGUGAAGGCAACGUGAGUGGUGUAGUAGAAUUGGCAAACAAACAUUAUGUGACUGUUGGAGACGAUAAAAAGAUCAACGUCUUUGAUGAGGGUUUCAGAAAGAUACGCGAAAUUAUGUUGACGAAAAAGUUGACAUCUAUUAUAGCCGACGAAAACGUCUUUUUGGUGUCUGACAAGUUUGGAGACGUUUUCAAAUUUACAGAGGAGGAUAUUCCAAAGGUGGAGGAGCAAAAAGACGAGAAAAAGGAGAAAGAGAACAAAGAGUGUGCUACAAAGAACAUAGUGAUUACCCAUUUUAGUGUCAUCAACGAAAUUUCUUUCACGAAGAAAAAGAACGCAAUAGUCUCGUGUGACAGAGAUGAAAAGGUCCGCGUCACGCGAUACCCACGAACGGACAUCAUCCAAAGCUUUUGUUAUGGAUUUGUUGAGUUAGUCACUUCUGCCAAGACUGAGGAAAUUGAUGGGAGAGGUGUUGUAGUGUGUGGAGGGUGUGAUGGUAAAGUACUUUUCUUUUGGGUCGACAAUGGUGAAGAAAUAGGGCGAUUGCAGUUUGAACCGAGUAACGUUGUAAUUGUUUAUGAUGCUCUUGUUGUUAAUAAGAGCAUUCAGUGCCUUGUCGGUAUUGAAGGAGAAGCGCUUUACUUAGUAAAAGCCACUUAUAACGCGAACAGUGGCAAAUUAGAGAACGUCGAGAAGAAUGAUAUCUUUGGGAAGGUGAAAGGGGCUCAGCGAUAUAAAGAUGACACUUUAGUGUACACCGACAAGGAUGAGUUAGUGCUCGUUCAAGCGAAGAAAAGUAUUCCAAUAAGUGGAGAAGGAAGUUCUGCAGAGUUGAAAAAUGACGGAGUGAAUUUCAAAGAGCAACGCAAGGUCAUUGAACCUGCAAAGCGAUUUGUAGGCAUUGAAGAAGAUGAUGGGAAAAGAGAGAAGAAAAGUGAGUGA